CAUGAAUCCCCUCGGUUUCGGGGAUCGGCGGCGGAGGAGAUCUGGCUUAAGAUCCGCCCGUGAGGUCCAGAUCCGUCCCUGAGGAGCCACCGUGGGGAUCCGGCCGUGUGGAUCCGGUCUCUCCUCUCCCGGGCCCUCCAUGGAGGCGGCGGCGCGGAGGCGGCAGCAGCCGGGCGCGGCGGGCGCGCAGCCGGGCGCUUCCUUCCUUCAGGGCCGGCACAGCUCCAUCAAGGCAGAUGAGGCCGACCACACAGCUCCUUUCCACCUCGACCUCUGGUUCUACUUCACCCUGCAGAACUGGGUUCUGGACUUUGGUCGCCCCAUUGCUAUGCUGGUGUUCCCACUCCAGUGGUUUCCUCUCAACAAGCCCAGCGUUGGCGACUACUUCCAUAUGGCCUACAACGUCAUCACCCCCUUCCUCUUGCUGAAGCUCAUCGAGCGGUCCCCUCGCACCCUGCCACGCUCCGUGAUCUAUGUCAGCAUCAUCAUCUUCAUCAUGGGUGCCAGCAUCCACCUGGUGGGUGACUCUGUCAACCACCGCCUGCUCUUCAGCGGCUACCAGCACCACCUGUCAGUCCGUGAGAACCCCAUCAUCAAGAACCUCAAGCCGGAGACACUGAUUGACUCCUUUGAGCUGCUGUACUACUAUGAUGAGUACUUGGGCCACUCCAUGUGGUACAUCCCCUUCUUCCUCAUCCUCGUCAUGUACUUCAGCGGCUGUUUCACCGCCUCCAAGGCCCAGAGUGUCAUGCCCAGGCCUGCCCUGCUGCUGGUAGCACCCAGUGGCCUGUACUACUGGUACCUGGUCACCGAGGGUCAGAUCUUCAUCCUCUUCAUCUUCACCUUCUUUGCCAUGCUGGCACUCGUACUACACCAGAAGCGCAGACGGCUCUUCCUGGACAGCAAUGGCCUCUUCCUCUUCUACUCCUUUGCCCUCACCCUCUUGCUGGUGACAUUCUGGGUCGCCUGGCUAUGGAAUGACCCAGUACUCAGGAAGAAGUACCCAGGUGUCAUCUAUGUCCCUGAGCCCUGGGCCUUCUACACUCUCCAUGUCAGCAGUGAGCUCUGAGUCCCCUGCACCGGCCCAUGGUGCUCUGUGUGGUGGCCAUGGUGGGCAUCAUAGGUUGGGCAUCUGCAUGUGAACCAGGGACCAAAGACAUCGCAGCUAUGUGUCACGCAGGGGCUGGUUUGUGUGCAUGGAGUACGUUGCCAAAAGACUCGACUACUUUGGUCCAGCUCAUUUGGGGAUGGAAUUCCAUUCUAGGAAGUGCAUUGAGACCAAGAUCUGGGCCCUUCCUGGCACCUGCUCUUGACUAUGCUUGGGCCCCUGACCCCACUCCCACCACCUGGGCUGCCUGGCCCGCCUAGGAUGUCUUCCAGUGGCCAUGCAGAGGAGCCUGGGGAGACAGAAGCCUGUCUGGACAUGUGGUUACCAGGCACGCUGCCUUUCUCUGCGUGGCUGAACAAAGCAUCUCUCUCUGGGCCUCAGUGGUGCCAGACAGGCCAGCGUCCCAGAGUGGCCCAGUGAGUGGCUCUGUCACUGCCUUUUCCAGACCAGAAGGAGUAUGUGCACCCCAGAGCCUUGCCCAACCCCACCCUAGGGAACCAGAGGUCCGGCUUCCCGCCGGCCACAGCAGCUUGAGCUCCAAGACUGACCCUACUGCCCUGGCCUGGCUCGGCUCCCUCUACCCUGGAGGGAUUGUGGCAGCAUCUUCCUGUUGGCUUGCUGUGAGGUUUUGAGCUGGCCCUGAAGGCAGAAACCCUUGUUCUCUUCUGGGAAGCCCAUUGUAGGAGUUGGGCCCCCCAAGGCUCUAGCCAGUCAGCUUCGUCUCCACCUGGAUAUGUUCCCUUCUGCCAGUGGCCCUGCCCCCAGAACAGGCCUGGUUCCCAGCACAGGGCCCCUGCCUGGGCCUCCGCAGACCACCAGCUGCCUCCUUCUGGGCCUCUAUCCAGGUCCCCUCCCAGCUCAAGCCACUGCGCACAGCCUCAUUAUCCAGCCGGACAGGUCUUGGGAGCCUGCCCUGCCUUACCCCAGCCCUGCCCCCCUCCUGUGCUCUCAGGGAGCCCCAGGCUCAGAUUUUCCUCUCCUCUUGGGGUCCUUCUGCAGCCCCUUAGGAGCCCUCCAGGCCCUGGUUGGUCCCCAUCUCCUGGCACCUCGGGAGGUCUGGUGUGAAUAAAAGUGGGUAUGGCACCCA
Heterocephalus glaber (naked mole-rat) is the source of this 2195-nucleotide messenger RNA. RefSeq names its product CLN6 transmembrane ER protein (gene Cln6). The record is from RefSeq and is a predicted model, not a curated record. Gene Ontology annotation, cellular component: membrane; endoplasmic reticulum. Lineage: Eukaryota; Metazoa; Chordata; Mammalia; Rodentia; Bathyergidae. Gene Ontology annotation, biological process: lysosome organization.